This is a messenger RNA of Paramormyrops kingsleyae, 1751 nucleotides long. RefSeq names its product WASH complex subunit 3 (gene washc3). Gene Ontology annotation, biological process: actin filament polymerization; exocytosis. Gene Ontology annotation, cellular component: WASH complex. The record is from RefSeq and is a predicted model, not a curated record. NCBI's taxonomy places the organism in Eukaryota, Metazoa, Chordata, Actinopteri, Osteoglossiformes, Mormyridae.
GGGUAACAAAAUCACAUGACACACGCCUGACAGUAGUGACUGUAAGUACGAGGUGGCCGGAGAUUAUACUGACGAUCACUGACACGCUUUUAACAAAGUUAGCCAUGGAUGAAGACGGUCUGCCGAUUGUCGGUUCGGGAGUUGAUCUGACAAAGGUCCCGGCCAUCCCGCAGAAACGAGUCGUUGCGUUUCUCAACCAGUUCAUCGUGCAUACGGUCAGGUUCCUCAACCGGUUUUCCACUGUAUGUGAAGAGAAACUAGCCAGCAUAUCCCUUAGGAUUCAGCAAAUUGAAACCACUCUCAGCAUUUUGGAAGCAAAGCUGUCCUCUAUCCCUGGUCUGGAGGACGUGAGAGUGGAGGGAACCACUCGUGCACAGGCUGAGCCCAGUGGCCCUGUGCUGAUGCCUGGGCAGUCAGAGAACCCUACAGCAGCAUCAUCUCCAGAGAAUCCAGAGGAAUCACAACAGCAACAUCGGGCAGAUGAGGGUAGAGAUAACAUCAUGACUGUGGCCAAGGACCCACGCUAUGCGAGAUACUUAAAGAUGGUGCAGGUGGGUGUUCCUGUCAUGGCCAUAAAAAACAAGAUGAUACUUGAAGGCUUGGAUCCCAGCUUGCUGGAUAAUCCUGAAGCCCCAGUGCCAGAUGGAGGAAAGAAGAAUGUAGAAGAGGAAGACAAUAGCUCCGGCAGCGAAUCAUCCUUCAGCGACUGACCCCCUCCCGUGACGCAGCCAUCUCAUUUUAGGAUUAAAAGACUGGAAUAAACGUUACUGGCUCCUAUACCAUCCUCGUUCACGCCAGGCUGGCGGUUCUGCGAUGGCUGGGACCUCAUCAGUGUAGAAACUCAAAUUGUAUGCACUCCCAGGGGGGAACAACGUAUGAUCACUGGGUGAAAUAGGAAGGAAGGGGAGGAGAAAAUGGGGAAGCCCCAGGACCUUGACUGGGGCUCCCCUGUUAGGCCUAACUGCAGUGAACACCUGCAAUUGUGUGUCACACCCAAGGACAUGUGACACAUGACUCAGCGAAGGCCUAAUAUGGACAUGCACUUAUCAGGGGUUUUCUUCUUUAAUGACGUUUUCAUUCUAACUUGGCUACUGAUUGAAGAUCUAAAUACAGUAUAGUUUAGGUGUUAUAGUAAGAGAGCUGGAAAGUCCAAAGUAGCGUCAUCCAGAGUCUCUCUCACCUGUUCUUCACUCUUAUUGGUUCCUGUCUUGUUUCGUCCCAAAUAUGUCCCUUCGAGAUCUUAUUGGCCAACACAUCCUUGUACAGCACAGCAUUUGUGCUAGAUGUCAUCACUAGAGACAGACGAGUUGUCUUAAAACCAGGGUUCGAAUUAAAGCUCAGUGUUUCGUAAUGGUUUCUGAUGAGCUAUUCAUUUGUGAGCUGCUUUGGUUCGUCAGGGAGUUUUGAGUCUCUGAGGAAUUUCGAGGAUGACUGUAAAUGGAGAAUUGGGGGGCCAGGAGCCUAUGCCACGCUUUAGUGUUCAUUAACAAAAUGUGUCUAACCUACUGUUAUGAUGAUGAGAAAUAAAUUGGGUAUAGUUGGGUUCUUUUGGGGAAAAAACUAAUAUAACAUCCAAGGCUAUGAAGUCAAUAGCUUGUGAGUAAUAAAAAUCCAACAUCUGUAAAAACAAUUCGGUUUUAUUUCAAAGUGCAUGAUAUGUCUGUAGGUUAAGUGCAACUUUAAACAAAAAAGUCAAAAUAUAAACAUGUUAUUUUUAUCCAUUAAACAAUUUUGUCAGUAGUGGACUGACA